This is a messenger RNA of Danaus plexippus (monarch butterfly), 974 nucleotides long. It is a transcript of the gene DnaJ-11, whose product is annotated as dnaJ homolog subfamily C member 30, mitochondrial-like. The record is from RefSeq and is a predicted model, not a curated record. The transcript has 5 exons. The coding region runs from base 168 to 827 and encodes 219 amino acids. NCBI's taxonomy places the organism in Eukaryota, Metazoa, Arthropoda, Insecta, Lepidoptera, Nymphalidae.
AAACAGAUGACAAAUAAUCAUACAAUCAUCUGUCUGGUGUUGUUGGAUAAUCAAAUCCAAGGGCAUGUCGUAAAUCAUUACGAAUUUCAAAAUAUCAGUAUUUUUUGCUGAUUUAACAUCUUUAUAUAAAUCUAAUGGUGUAGUUAUAACGAAAAUUUUAUUCCAAAAUGCUAGCUCAAAACAAAGUGAAAUUACUUUCAAUUUACGUUCGUUGCAUAAGUACAACAAGUCGAUUUGGAGCUAGUCAUUACGAUGUGCUUGGAAUAACACCAAAAGCGACGCAGAACGAUAUUAAAUCGGCAUAUUAUGAAUUAUCGAAAAAAUAUCAUCCUGAUAAAUCAAAGGAUGAGGAAUCAGCAAAAAAAUUUAGACAAAUUUGUGAAGCCUAUGAGGUUCUUGGCAAUGUAACCUUGAAGAAAAUGUACGACAAAGGUCUGAUUGUGGGAAAGGAAAAUACGUCUAGAAUGGAAUAUCAACCGGAACCAGAGCCUGCAGAUCCUACAUUGAAGUUCUAUAAAUCUCGGAAUAAUAAAAAUGUUAUACCUACAAUGGAUGGUCACACACCAAUCUUUGACUUUGAUACCUGGUCGAAACAACAUUAUGGAAAUUUGUUAAAAAAACACAACUACGCCAGGGACUUUGUUAAGAAGCAAAAGAAAAAAGAAAUGGAAAUAUCACAGACUAACCAUCAAGAGGCGGUCUUUUAUCUUUUACUUGUCUGCUUUUUCUUUUUUAUGAUUGCAAUAGGAAAAAGUGAUUAUGAUAACAACAAAAUGGAAGAAACCAAACCGGUACAAGACUCAAAUAAAGCAACAGUCUUAAAAUAAUCCUGAAUGUUGAUUAGAGGAAAUUGUUGAUUUACUAAUUCAUAAUAUAUUUAUUUAGCUUAUUGUAUAUACUGUACAUAAUUUUUAUUGCAUAAAAAUUAGAGUUAGAUAAAUUAUAAUUGUUGAAAUAUAUUGCUAAAAUAUUAA